AUCGCGGCCAUCGCCCAGGAGCUCAAGUAUGGGAGACCCCAAAACAGCCCUAAACCACCCCAAAAUAUCCCCAAAUCACUCCCUGAGCAGAUCGCGGCCAUCGCCCAGGAGCUCAACGAGCUGGAUUACUACGACUCCCCGAGCGUGAACUCGCGGUGCCAGCGGAUCUGCGACCAGUGGGACCUGCUGGGCUCCCUCACCCACAGCCGCCGGGACGCCCUGGAGAAAACGGAGAAGCAGCUGGAGACGAUCGACGAGCUGCACCUGGAGUACGCCAAGCGCGCGGCGCCCUUCAACAACUGGAUGGAGAGCGCCAUGGAGGACCUGCAGGACAUGUUCAUCGUCCACACCAUCGAGGAGAUCCAGGGCCUCAUCGCCGCCCACGACCAGUUCAAGUCGACGCUGCCGGAGGCGGACAAGGAGCGGGAGGCGAUCCUGGGCAUCCAGCGGGAAGCGCAGCGGAUCGCGGAGCUGCACGGGAUCCAACUGCCCGCCGGCAACCCCUACACCUCCGUCACCCCCCAGCUCAUCAACUCCAAGUGGGAGCGGGUGCAGCAGCUGGUUCCCAAGCGGGACCAGGCGCUGCAGGAGGAGCAGAACCGGCAGAAUUCCAACGAGCACCUCCGGAGGCAGUUCGGGAGCCAGGCCAACAGGGUGGGGCCCUGGAUCCAGACCAAGAUGGAGGAAAUCGGGCGGAUCUCCAUCGAGAUGAACGGGACCCUGGAGGAUCAGCUGAACCACCUGAAGGAGUACGAGCAGAACAUCGUGGAGUACAAACCCAACCUGGAGCUCCUGGAGCAGCAGCACCAGCUCGUGCAGGAGGCCCUGAUCUUCGACAACCAGCACUCCAACUACACCAUGGAGCACCUCCGGGUGGGGUGGGAGCAGCUGCUGACGACGAUCGCCCGGACCAUCAACGAGGUGGAAAACCAGAUCCUGACCCGCGACGCCAAAGGGAUCAGCCAGGAGCAGAUGCAGGAAUUCCGGGCCUCCUUCAACCACUUCGACAAGGACCACGGGGGGUCCCUGGGCCCGGAGGAGUUCAAGGCCUGUUUGAUCAGUCUGGGCUACGACGUCGAGAACGACCGGCAGCCGAAGCGCCGCACGGACUCCAAGGACUUCCGUGCCCUCCUGGGCCCCGCGGGAUCCGGGCUGGGUGACGCGGAAUUCCAGCGGAUCAUGGCCGUGGUGGAUCCCAACGGCAGCGGGAGCGUGACGUUCCAGGCCUUCAUCGACUUCAUGUCCCGGGAAACGACGGACACGGACACGGCGGAGCAGGUCAUCAACAGCUUCCGGGUCCUGGCCGGGGACAAGGUGAGGAAAACCGGGAACGCCGGCAGGUUUGGGAACGCCUCGGUGGGAUUUGGGAACGACUCGGUGGGAUUUGGGAGCGCGCGGCCGCGGCUCGGCCCCAGUUCGUCCCAGUUCGUCCCAGUUCGCCCCAGUUUGCCCCAGUUUGUCCCAGUCCGGGACUGGGAGGGGCGUGGUCAGAACAAGGGGGCGUGA
Molecule: messenger RNA, 1506 nt
Organism: Lepidothrix coronata (blue-crowned manakin)
Lineage: Eukaryota; Metazoa; Chordata; Aves; Passeriformes; Pipridae
Product: alpha-actinin-4-like
Exons: 11
Biological process (GO): muscle cell development; actin cytoskeleton organization
Cellular component (GO): cell junction; plasma membrane; cell projection
Molecular function (GO): calcium ion binding; actin filament binding
Source: RefSeq, a predicted model, not a curated record